Erigeron canadensis is the source of this 1197-nucleotide messenger RNA. RefSeq lists its product as uncharacterized. The transcript has a single exon. Bases 1 to 1197 code for a protein of 398 amino acids. NCBI's taxonomy places the organism in Eukaryota, Viridiplantae, Streptophyta, Magnoliopsida, Asterales, Asteraceae. The record is from RefSeq and is a predicted model, not a curated record.
AUGUCUCCAUUUCUUUUUAUCAUAGCUACGGAGGGUCUUCAUGUGGCUGUUAACAACUUAGUAAGACGUGGUUUGUUUAAAUGUGCUAAUAUUAACCAAGUGCAGGUUUCACAUCUUUUUUAUGCAGAUGAUGUAAUGUUAGUGGGGAAUUGGUCAAAGCCGAAUCUAGAAGUUAUAUCCAAGGCUUUUAAAUUUUUCUACUACAUUUCGGGACUUAAAAUUAACUUCGAGAAAUCCUCUAUUAUCGGGAUCGGGGUUGAAAUUGGAGAAGUGAACCAAAUGGCUCAUGAAUUUGGUUGUAAAGCCGAAUCAUUGCCGUUUAAAUACUUGGGUAUACCUAUUGGGGGCAGCCCAAAAAGGAUUGCUAUUUGGAAGCCGAUUAUCUCCAAGUUUGAGAAACGUCGUGCGACUUGGAAAGCUAAUAUGUUGUCGAUCGGAGGUAGGUCCACUCUUAUAUCCUCUGUAUUGGGUUCUCUAGGAAUUUAUUUCUUCUCCAUUUUUCGGAUGCCUAAGAAAGUCAAUCAACUUUUGGAAUCGAUCUGCUCUUCUUUCUUUUGGGGUAGCUUGAAACAAAAAAGAAAACUUGCUUGGGUUAAAUGGGGUACAUUUUUAGCAUCAAAAGAUGACGGGGGUAUUGGCUUUGGAAGCAUCGAUGCUAUGAACCAGGCACUUCUUUACAGAUGGAGAUGGCGUGCCCUUGAUGAACCGCACAUUAUCUGGGUGAAAGUUUUACAAGCUAUACACGGAGAUGAUUGUUUUUCUAACUUGUAUGCGAAGAAUAAAGGGCUGUGGCACUCUAUCAUCGAGUCGAUAAAAUAUACUCAUGAAAAUUCGAAUUUAAAGCUCAAUUAUAUAAGUCGCAAAUUAAGGAAUGGAUCAUGCACCAAAUUUUGGACUCAAGCAUGGUGCGAUUGUGAACCUCUAGAUGUUAAAUUCCCUAGACUAGCAGCCCUUGACUUGGAUAAAAAUUGUGUUGUUAGUGACCGGCACGACGAUUCUGGUUGGAUUUGGAAAUGGCGCAGGCCAAUAAGAACAACUCGUGAAAUUGAACAAGUUAAUCAACUCAUUAGUAUGUUACCAAGUAACCUAGUUAAUGAAGACCAUGAUAAAUGGGGUCGGAGUUUUAGUGGGAAGAGUUAUUUUUCUAUUGUCGAAAUUCGUAAGUCAAUUGACCACUACUGUCUGAUGUUAGUAUGA